This is a messenger RNA of Thrips palmi, 2575 nucleotides long. RefSeq names its product myosin heavy chain kinase B. Gene Ontology annotation, molecular function: protein binding. The transcript has 5 exons. The coding region runs from base 75 to 950 and encodes 291 amino acids. NCBI's taxonomy places the organism in Eukaryota, Metazoa, Arthropoda, Insecta, Thysanoptera, Thripidae. The record is from RefSeq and is a predicted model, not a curated record.
GCCCGCCGAGUCGCGCUCCACUCAGUCGGCGGCCGGCGAGAGCGGUGCAAGUCAAACACCAGACCGUCGCCACCAUGGCCCCCAUGAAGAAGAGCGCCUCCGUCUCGGAGAAGGAGCGCCACCUGGAGAACGUGGCCACGCUGCUGUUCCACCGCGGCAAGCUGUACAGUGGCGCGGACGACGGCAAGAUCAAGAUGUGGUCGUCCGACCUGAAGCUGGAGGCCGAGGUGCAGGCGCACCCCGUCAACGUGUACUCGCUAGCGGCGGAGGGCGACACGCUCUACUCGUCCUCCAACGACGGCUCCAUCCGCUCCUGGAACAUCCUGGACAACCUCAAGCCGGGGCUCGUCGUCAAGGAGGACUGCGACGUGGAGACCAUGAAGCUCAAGUACGCCAACGACCAGCUGUACGGCGGGGACGUCGACGGCAUGGUGACAGUGUACAAGGGAGCGAAGAAGGUGAAGCAGUACGAGAUCCUGGAGGAGGUAGGGGACAUGGAGGUGCUGGACAACCUGCUGUACACCUGCAGGGACACCUACGUCACCAUCACCGAGAUGCUAGGCAAGAAGAGCGGCUUCACCAUGCGCAAGUCGAUGCAGGGCCGAAGCCCGCUGGCGGUGUCGGAGAGGAGGCUCGUGUUCACGAGCACGGACGGCCGCUGCAUCCAGAUCCACGAGAACAACAAGGAGAACAACUUCGAGGAGGUGGCGGGCGUUCCGGCGCACGAGAUGAUCAUCCAGGCCAUGUGCAUCUCCAAGGACGGCCGCUACGUCUUCACCGGCGGCUACGACCGCUGCGUCCGGCGCUGGGACUUGGACACGCCGCGGGAGUCGGGCGUGACGGGCGAGUUCAACACGGAGCCCGUCGUGAGCAGUCUGUGCGCGGGCGAGAAGGGGCAGAUCUACGUCGGCGGCACGGCGGGCUACCUCGUCAGGGUGGAGGCGGCCUGAUGGCGCCCCUGCCGGGCCCUGCCGCCUUGGUGCGUGGACACAAACAGCUUCACAUCUCCUUUCACGUUGGCCGUUUUUGGAUCUGAACAGGUCCGAGGGAUCAGGUGGGGUGGCACGGCGCAGCGGGUGGAAACUCUUUUGCCGAAAUAGGCAUGCAGAGGUGUUUUGUUCACGCUAGAUCUCAGGAUCCAAGAGAGAUGGGUAAAAUCCGCGGGCAUAUUUGGAAUCCUCAUAAAAUUUCACGUGGCGUAGGGUAUGUUUUAUGACGAGGGUUGAGGAAAAAAUCGAUUACAUUGCCAAAGGAAAAUAAAAAUUGGGCAAAAUAACGUUUUGUGACAAGGAUCGAAACGUUGCAUUGUUCUGCUGUGUGCCUUAAUGCAAGAGAACGGAACCUCGUAGGGUAAUUCACUGGCCAUUUUCAGAAUCCUAAAGAAAUUUUCUGUGCAAAAAGCUGUCGUGAAGUCUGCAUUACUGUAUUGUCACAGUCAACCGUCGCUGUGUAACUUAAACAAGGUAUGCAUCAACUGCAUUGCGUAGAAUUGACAAAACAGCCUGCGAUUGACCGCAUGUUUCAAAGGUACUGACCUUCCAUUUUUGACACCCGAGAAGUGAUUUGCACAGAGAAAAGUGCGCUGAAUUCAGAUCUGUGCUCAAAUUUUGAAUUGGUCUCUCCGUUUUCUCACAUUAAGGAACACAAAAUAGCUAUUUCCGGGAAAAGCGAAAAUUUCGAUCCUUGUUUCAUAGCGUUAUUUUGACGUAUUUUUUACUUUCCUGUGGCAAAAUAACCGAUCAUUUACUCAGCCUCCGACACUAAACAUACCCUACGCCACGUGAAAUUUUAUGAGGAUUCCCAAUAUGCCCGCGGAUUUCACAUAUCUCUCUUGGAUCCUGAGAUCUAGCGUGAACAAAACACCUCUGCAUGCCUAUUUCGGCAAAAGAGUUUCCAGCCGCUGCACGGCGGCGGUGGGGGAACCACGCCAGACCGCCACCCGCCGCCACCGCAGCAGACUGAUUCCGAGAGUCGUUUUCGUCGCUCCGUCUUCCUCGCACUCACGGGUCGACGACAACCUCCCUCGGAAUCAGCCUCCAGGGAAUUAAUUGGCGGGCGCUUCGGCAACGCGUGGACCGUAGGCCGAGCCUCAGGCCGAGCCGCAGGCACCGCAGGGAAGCUUAUUGCCGUUAGCUUAGUGAGAGGGCUUCAAUCGGGAUGGUGGUACGCCGUGGUACGCUGUGCGCGGCACUGCACGAAAAUUAUGUGUGAAGUACGGCGACAUCUGUCAAAAUAGGUCAAAUAACUACAACGAGGAUUGUAAAAAGUGCGGCCGUAAUUAUGAAAAGUACGAGCCCUAGACUGGACUAGGUCGACUACGUUCACUCGUCAUCCGGUCCUAUUGUUCUUUUGUAGUACAAUAAUUGUUGUACUCUGAAAGUACAAUUCAUCCCUGAUAAAAAUUUGCCGGGCUUUGUUGUAGUCUUUUCUAGCAGUGUGUGUGACUUUAGUUCCGCCACUGUCCAGGAACAGCCUUAAUCGCUUCUGUCUCAGUAUGGUCGAUUCUCACGGCUCUUGCAUUUGGGUGCUCGCCCGCCUUGUAUAUAGUUUUGUAAUAAACAAAUGUGCAAAUAAA